AUGGCCGAUCCCCAGCCGCCUUCGCGGGGAACCACCCCGGGAUUGACUGCCGGCGUCAAGCGCGCCCACGAGGAAGACCACGUCCCUGCCGUACCCUCGCCGCUCAACCCCGAUUCCGCCGCCCGCCCUCGUCCCGCCAGACCUCCGCAGCGCGAACAGCGCGAGAAACGGGAAACAUUGAAAAAGCGCGAAGCAACAGCCAGCUCGCGCGCCAACACGCCUGACUCCAAGGGGAAAGCCAAGGUCGAAUUGGACAAUGUGCCGUUGAACUACCUUCUGGAGGAAUCUCUCCAGCUUGCGCAUUUCGACCCGCCCAAGGAUGCCACCUUUGUCUCGCAUGAACCGCCGCUUCUUACCCCCGAUGGCACGGCCGAGCUUAAGAGACUUUCCGACCACGCUUCCAACCGACGGGCCUACCGCUAUUACCAUUGUGUUGCUGACCCUCUUUUCCGCCACAAACAGUUCUACCGCCAGUCAGACAUCAGACCGUUUGCGCCCCAUUUGAGCUUCGAAGACAGCGACAAGUGGAUCCAUUUCGAUGAUACCGCAACCAUCUUGACCAACGAGCGCGGCUGGCGCAUGAGUCGGGGCAACGUAGUCGCUCGAGAGGGAAGGUAUUACUACGAAGUCAAGAUCAUUCGGGGCGUUCCGGCCGAAGGCCCGCCAGUCCCAAAAGGCCAAGAGAGCAAUCCCCAACCACAUAUACGCAUGGGCUGGGCGCGGCGAGAGGCUCCACUCGAUGCGCCAGUGGGCUUCGACGGCUACAGCUAUGGCGUCAAGGAUAUCGGUUUCGAAUCGAUGCAUAGAUCACGACCUGCCAGGCUCUAUAACUCUACAUCGCAGGGCGCGAAGAAGAACAAACCACCCGGAAGUAAGGUAUUCCAAGUGGACUAUGUGGAAGAGGAUCACAUUCGCGAAGGAGACAUCAUUGGCUUGGAGCUUACGCUCCCAUCCAUAUCUCUGCACCGCAAAGUGGUCGAAGGCAUCUACAAUCCCGCCGUUGAUGUCAGUGAUGGCUUUGAUGAUCCGGUAGAAGCUGCCCACGACAUCAUCAGGGAUCGCAUUCCCGUGCCAUUCAAGGCCAACAUGUGGUUUGAAGUGAACGAAUACCAGCCCACCAAGCCGAUGGAAAGCUACGCGGACCGUGGCACUUCAACAACUGUCCAUCCCAGCCCGAACAACAACGACGUGCCUCUGAGAUCGCUUCCCCAUUCCUCUAUUAAGGUGUACAAGAACGGUAAACCGGUUGGAACAGCCUUUGAGGGUUUGAUGUCAUUCCUGCCUCCUGCUUCAUCCCCCAUACCAAGUAACAAUCCAAAGGUGAGAGCGGGUCUUGAUGAUGGAAUGUUGGGCUAUUUUCCGGCCGUUGCUGCAUUCUGCGGCGGAAUUGCGCAAGUCAACUUCGGACCAGACUUUUGGUGUCCGCCCCCGGAAUUGCAAAACGAAGAUGUCGACAUGAUUGGAGCAGAAGCUCCUGUCGCUAGCGGCAGGAAGCUCCAUGCAGUCGGGACUCGCUACAAGGAGCAGGUGGCGGAAGACAUCGUCUGGGAUAUUAUUGACGAAGUUACCUUCUUCGUUGCUGAUCACAACAACAGCAGCCAGAAUGGCACAAUCAAGGCGGCGCCUGCAGCAAGAGGUAUUACAAAUCUCAGAGAGGACGACGGGUUUUGA
Aplosporella prunicola CBS 121167 is the source of this 1671-nucleotide messenger RNA. RefSeq lists its product as uncharacterized. Gene Ontology annotation, cellular component: Set1C/COMPASS complex. NCBI's taxonomy places the organism in Eukaryota, Fungi, Ascomycota, Dothideomycetes, Botryosphaeriales, Aplosporellaceae. The record is from RefSeq and is a predicted model, not a curated record. Gene Ontology annotation, molecular function: transcription cis-regulatory region binding; protein binding. The transcript has 2 exons. Bases 1 to 1671 code for a protein of 556 amino acids.